UAUUUAUUCAAAAAUACACAUGGAGUAUAAAAUAUUUUAAAAAAUCACAAUUACAAAUAUAUUGUAAUUAUUGGGUCAAAAUAAUGGAUUUGCGGGAGCCCCUGUUGCCCUCCCCUAAAUGAAAAUGGGCAAUGACGCCGGUACCGGCAGUACUGUGAAAGGCGGCAAGACAGUGGAAGAAUGCCAGCGCAUGAUUCAGAAGAGCCUCAGAACUCCGAUGGUGAAGUUUCUGAGGGAGCGUGUAGAGAAAGCUGGAUGCGGAAUGGGUGAAAAUUUCUUCAAGGCUAUACGCUGUGACCAGAGUGUUGGUGGUGGGUAUGCUCCAGGCGAAGGGAUAGUUGUAUGUAGUAACCACAUGAACAUUCAAGAUGAGGUGAACCAAGUAGUCAUCCAUGCACUGAUUCACGCAUAUGAUGACUGUCGUGCUAAUAUUGACUGGACAGAUUGUGCUCAUCUUGCUUGCAGUAAGAUUAGAGCUAACCAUCUCAGUGGUGAUUGUCAUUACAAAAGGGAGUUCCUUCGAGGCAAUUUAAAGAUAAGAGGUCAUGAACAAUUUGUGCCUGGCUGGGAACGGUACUUGGAGCUAUACGAAUGCAAAUUGCCGUAUAUACUAAAUAAAUUACUCCAUUUUCCUUGGAAAAUUUUGGAUGACGGAGUGCGUGAGACGACGAGUGAUAAAGGAGCUGAAGCCUCACUUCAGUGAAACAGCUGCCCAAGAUGCUAUGGAAGCCGUGUGGGAGACUUGCUAUAAUGAUACUGAGCCCUUUGAUAGAGCUCCAUAAAUUGUGCAUGUUGUACUUCAUAGAAUUAAAUGCUUUUGACAUAGGCCUUGUUUGGUAAAUGUUUGUUAGCUGUUGCUGGUAGCUGGUUGUGUCAGCUGUUGCGAAACAGCUAGUUGUGUUAGCUGUUUUGACCGACUGGUUAUGUUGGCUGAUUAUAAAUAACUGUUUGGUAAAAUUGGCUCUUUCGAAAUGGCUGAUAGAGUGUAAAUUGAACCAGCCAAAUGAAGAAGCUGCUCCCCUUAGCUUCUUCCACAAUCCAUUUUUUCAGCUUUUCAAACUCAACAAGCUAAUUUUAAAAGCCAUUUACCAAACAUUAUUAUUAGCUUCUUUGACUAAUCAAACAGUUGAAAUGGGUCAAACAAGCUAAAAGCUGGCUGAUAAGCCAUUUGCCAAACAUACCCAUAAUGUGAAACGUUUAAUAGCGGAUAUGCAAGCUCUUGCCUUCCCUUUUGUUGGAUGAGAAUAUGGGAUUGCUUAUUCC
Molecule: messenger RNA, 1263 nt
Organism: Cuscuta europaea
Lineage: Eukaryota; Viridiplantae; Streptophyta; Magnoliopsida; Solanales; Convolvulaceae
Source: the annotation of a GenBank genome assembly